AUAUUGAAUCAUAAAAAAGAAAGACCAUAACGUCUAGUAACACAACAAUACCUGUGUUGAAUAACAGAUAAAAUUAAAGAAAUUGUCUUUUGUGUUCAGUACUACACGAAUAACUUAUUAUAAUAAACGUUCAAGAAAACAGGUGAAAUGUCUGACAACAGUGAGAUUUUGGUUGUAAUACCUGAUGAAGAUCUACCAGAAUUGGCAAGAAUGUAUAAAAAUUGUGAUGAAGCUCCAUACGUUUACACCACGAUCCUAACAGGAAUUCACUGGAAAAGCUGGGAAUGCCAACGUACACGUUUACUUCUCCUAAUAAUUGCUGGAGGGAAGAUGGAACUGUUUUUAUAUUUAUAGAGUUCAACUUAAUUGAUUUACAUAUUUAUACUUUAAGUAACAACUAUGAUAAUAUUUAUAAAGGCCUCAAAAGUACCAACAGAAUUAAAAGUGGUACCAAAAUUAAUUUCUAUUCAAUACACAACUCUAUUGCACCCACUGUAAGGAAAUUUAUUAAAGAAACAAAUAAAACAGUACCAUCAGAUGUAACUUGUAGUACCUAUGUCUUGUCUAUAGACAAAGCCUUAAAGUUGGACACAAGUUGCCCACCAGAAACGUACGUUGACAGACUGAAAGUUGAUAACACGUCUCAAAUAAACGAUACUUGGCCCUUUAAUUACCCAAACUCCGACAGGUAUGUCCUGGAAACAAUUCAAAACAACGAUUGCUUUGGUUUAUAUCUGAAGGAAUCUGGUGAAUUGGUUGCUUGGGCUCUGACCCACCACAUGGGCAUUCUGGGUCUUCUUUACACCGAAGAAAACCAUAGGAAAAAGGGGUAUGGCUCAAUCAUCACCAAGUUUUUAAGCAAAGAGAUGGCAGGAAAUGGAGUGAGACCCAUUGGAAAUGUGGUUGUGGGAAAUAGAGCCUCCGAGAUCAUGUUUGAAAGGAUGGGCUUUAAAAAUAUUGGGACUUGUGAUUACAUUAAAGUAAUAUUUUAAAUCCUUGCACACAUAUUUAAUUGUUUAUUGAUUAAUGAAUAAAUGACUCACAUAUUUAA
Molecule: messenger RNA, 1051 nt
Organism: Aethina tumida (small hive beetle)
Lineage: Eukaryota; Metazoa; Arthropoda; Insecta; Coleoptera; Nitidulidae
Exons: 5
Coding region: 285-992 (235 amino acids)
Molecular function (GO): acyltransferase activity, transferring groups other than amino-acyl groups
Source: RefSeq, a predicted model, not a curated record